ACACCACAUACUCCUGUUGUUCAGUCUGUUUUCUUGCUAGAGGACUGUGUCAGUAGCACAGAAUAUACAUUUGCUGAACAUUGCCUUUAUGUGUAAAGUCUCAUGGCAUCAUUUGAUUUCGUCAGAGACAAAUUAACUGAGUGGAACCUCAGUGACUUGAUUCAGAGGUUUGAAGAUGAAGAAAUUGAUGAAGAAAGUUUCCUCUUCCUUAAGGAGAAAGACUUCAUCAACUUGAUUCCAAAAAUAGGACCAAGGUCUGCAUUUAGAAACAAACACAAAGAAUUUCUCAAGAAACAGAAUCAACCCGAUGAUGAUAAGAACAUUCAAGCGGCCACGUGGUCAUCAGUAUCCAUUAAGGCCUCCAAGAGUUCCUCACAAAAUGUUACUGGUGAGAUGGUCAAUCAAGAGUCUUGUCAAAAGGCCAUCAUAAAACACAGAAAUCAAACUCCUAAACGAUCAGAGACUAAAAGGUCAUUGGAUAAACUCUUUGGUACACUUGGAGGAAGUGUGCCCACACUGAACACCUCUGGAGUGGGGGAAACAGUGUAUGACCAGAGUGAACCCUCAACCAGUAAAACACGCCCUCUUCAAGUGAAUAUCCCAGGCAAAAGGAAAUCUGAUGAGACCGAUGCAAACAAACAAACAAAGAAACGACAACGUGUUGCUGCGUCCAGAAUAACUGAAACAUUUGGUAGGUGGAUGAAGGUGUUUAUAUGA
This is a messenger RNA of Salvelinus sp. IW2-2015, 717 nucleotides long. NCBI's taxonomy places the organism in Eukaryota, Metazoa, Chordata, Actinopteri, Salmoniformes, Salmonidae. The record is from RefSeq and is a predicted model, not a curated record.